Molecule: messenger RNA, 2053 nt
Organism: Chara braunii
Lineage: Eukaryota; Viridiplantae; Streptophyta; Charophyceae; Charales; Characeae
Source: the annotation of a GenBank genome assembly
UCUAAGUCUUCCGCUACGCUAUCUUGUGCUUUGUAUUGAGAGGUCGGUUCUUGUUCUGGUCUGCACCGUUACAGUAUGCAACAAUGGGGUUGGCACAACUGUCAGCAGCUGCGUCAACAGGCAGUGCAGUGGUAGACUGCAGCCCAGCUUUGGCCACGCAGGCCAAGAAACUCGAAGAGCGGAUCAACCACUUGGCCGCAUCUCUCGGCGACAUCAACAAGUUUGCUGGAGCAUCGACAGUCAGCAAUCAGCUGCAGACGCUCAGCGACCACGUUGAGCAACGACCGGCCGCUGUCGCCAAGGAAUGGAAGGUGCCGAACUUCAAGAUCGAGAAGUUCGAUGACUAUCACAAGACUGAUCCGCUGCAAUGGUGGAUGGCUUUCAACGCAGAGGCGGAUGUACAUCACACACCCACACAUCGGCGGCUUGACGCACUCUACCACCAACUCAUCGGAGGGGCGCAGGCUUUCAUGACACACAUGGCCGUCACGUUGGAAUGCACCAUCGCCAACCUCCACACUAAGAUUACGUGGGAGGAAUUCGAGAACAAAUGGAAGACCCGGUUCAUGGUCAACAAUGACAAACGGCGCGCCAUGAACAACAUCUUCCGCGUAUACCAAGGCCAGCAAACGUCACAGAAAUGGUUGACGGAGUGGCAAAGACUCGUCGCCACCCCGGAGUUGAACUUACCGUUCGACUCAAUCCGGGCCGAGUUCUUCGCCCGGUCAUGCGACGCCUUGACUACUGCUUUGGGCAGCGAAUUCCAGUAUGAGACCUUUAAUGACAUGAUAUCAAAGGCAAGGGAGCUCAUACAAGUACCACCUCCGUCGACGGACGGCGGAGUAGCGGUUGUUGACCUUCGUAACUAUCUUGCGAAGAUCGACCACGAGUACGCAACGCAACGGUACGUCGACAUCGACGCGCCGCUCCUCUACAUCUGCAUUCAGAUCGGAAAGGCGACCUGCAGUGCCUUGAUCGAUUGUGGAGCGACUCGCAACUACAUCAGCCAAGACUUCAUGGCACGCGCCAGGCUUGGCCCGCGCGUUCAAAGGAAAAGUCAGCCUACGCACGUCACGUUGGCCGAUGGUCGCACGCAAAAGUCAAUCGACCGAUGCGUUGACUUGGUGUCCGUGUACUUUGCCCCGCUAGCAUGCGAGGCUGUGUCUUUCGACAUAUUGGACACCAAGUUCGAUAUGAUCCUAGGCAUGUCGUGGCUGCAAAGCGAAGACCAUCCGGUGAACUUCCAUCAACGCACCCUUCAUGUUCGUGAUCGGCGUGGCGAACUAGUCCCCGAAGAGGAACUUCAAGUGCUUCAGGCACAACUAGACGACCUCUUGGCCAAGGGCUGGAUUCGCCCUAGCUGUUCGCCAUACGGUGCUCCCGUUCUCUUCGUCCGGAAGAAGAACAAGGACCUUCGUUUGUGCAUCGACUAUCGGAAACUUAACGGGCAAACGAUCAAGAACGUCGGCCCUCUCCCUCGGAUCGAUGAUCUUCUCGAGCGACUAGGCGGCGCCAAGUACUUCUCAAAGCUUGACCUCAAGUCCAGAUACCAGCAGAUCGAGAUCCAGCCAAGAGAUCGGUACAAAACCGCGUUCAAGACGCGAUAUGGGCACUUUGAGUGGAUCGUCAUGCCUUUCGGUCUCACCAAUGCCCCGGCUACUUUCCAAGCGGCUAUGACGACGGAAUUCCGUGACUUGCUCGACCGUACCGUACUCAUUUACCUUGAUGAUAUCUUGGUUUAUAGUCGGACGCUGGACGAGCACCUCGAGCACCUUCGCGCCGUAUUGGAGCGGCUCCGUAUCGCCAAGUACAAGGCGAACCACGACAACUGCGAGUUUGCCGAGCAAGAGCUGGAGUACUUAGGCCAUUACGUUACGCCGCAAGGCAUUCGUCCGCUGUCGGCGCGAAUACCCUUACAAGGGUAUCCGCCCUGUUUUUUGCAUGUGACAGGAAGUAGGUUUGGUUUAAAAUUUAAGUAUUCCGUGUGGGGCGCGGUUGCGCCUGCGGCUUAUGUUGGUUGGGUGGUUGACUAGAAUAAAGAGUGUGUGGGCGC